Clunio marinus is the source of this 2129-nucleotide messenger RNA. Lineage: Eukaryota; Metazoa; Arthropoda; Insecta; Diptera; Chironomidae. The record is from the annotation of a GenBank genome assembly.
CUUUUCAGCAUCAUCAUGAAACUUUAUUCUGUUUGUGAUGGACCUCCAAGUACAGCAUGUCGAAUGACAUUAAAGCAUUUAAAAAUUCCAUUUGAGCUUGUUGAAGUUAACUUCAAUGUUGGAGAACAUUUGACUGAAGAUUACGGGAAGCUUAACCCCCAACAUGAGAUUCCUGUUCUUGACGAUAAUGGAUUCGUGUUGAGUGAACACAUCGCUAUCAUGCAGUAUUUAUGUGAUAAAUACGCUCCAGGCACAGCAGCAUAUCCUAAAGAUCCAACUCAAAGAGCUUUGAUAAAUCAUCGAUUAUGCUACAACAUGGCCCACUUCUACAGUGCAGUCGCGCCAUACACUCUGGCACCGAUUUUCUUUGAAUAUCCACGUAAUGCUGCGGGUCUGAAACGAGUUCACGCAGCUUUACAAGUCUUUGAAGAGUACUUAAAAAGAGUUGGCAAAAAAUAUGUGGUUUCAGAUAAUGUAACAAUUGCUGAUUUUGCUUUAAUCUCUUCAAUGAUCUGUUUGGAAGGAAUUGGAUUUCCUUUCGAUACAUUUUCACUCGUCAAGAAAUGGUAUGAAAAUUUUAAGAAAGAGAAUCCAGAAGAAUGGUCUGUUGCCGAAAGUGCUUUGAAAGUCAUUCAAGAGAUUGAAAAAAAUCCACCAGAUUUGAGCAAAUUGAAUCAUCCAGUUCAUCCUCUUUCGGAUAUAAUGACAUAUGAAGAUAAUUUAUCAUCUGGAAUUACAAUUAUAGAUCUGAGCAGCGACAAAGAAGAUGAGGAUGAUGAUGUCCUAUCGGAUCAAGCAUUGAAGAAAGCUGCACUUCAACAGUCCUCAUUAGAUGGAGAAUCAAAACAAAGGAAUGUAGCAGUGAAACGAGGUGCACCUGCUCCCCAAACUUCAACUUUACCACCUACUUCUCCAACACCUCAACAGACUAAAGUUUAUGGCAAAAAGUUUGAUCUCAAUCUUCUGAAAGACAGCAAUUUUCUGGCUGAUUUCAAUCCUGAGAAUUCUCGUCGUGAAAAGAACAAACUCUUCAAUUUUUACAACAACAAACAUAAGAAAAACAUUCCAAAGAAAGCCAGCACUUCAUUGUAUGAUGAGGAAGGAAAAUUAAGAAUGACUAAAAAAGACGUCUGCGACUGUUUUGAAAUUAAUUGUCCUGGAUGUCACUUUCCUUGUGACAAUUGCAAAUCACAGAAAUGCGGCUCAGUUUGUCGUGUAAAUCGUAGAUGGACAUACGAAACGAUUGAAUACGAUGGAAAAAAUAUAUCGAAGACAAAUCCUUUACUGUCAGUUCCGAAUGAAAACAUUAAGAAUGCCUCGCAAGCCAGUGAUAAUGUUGUAAAGGACAAGAGUUUGAAUGAAAAAGGAAAAGACAAGGUGAGAGGACGAGAAACAAGAACAGAAGAGCAGAGAAAAAGCACAAUUGAAAGAUCGUUGGAAGGAAGAGAACAGCCGGAUUAUAGGAAAGCACGGAGGCCAGAGAAAAAGCCUAUAGUUGAAGAUAGCUCUGACUCUGAACUCUCCGAUACUGAAAGCAUUUCUGAUACUGAUAACAAUGACGAUCUGAAAGCCUCACGAAAACAGAGAUAUAAAUAUGCACUGGAAGAGGUACUUAAAGGGUUGUCAGUAAGAGAAGCAGCAGAAAAGUGGGACGUCAAACGUCCUACACUAAAUAUUCUCAGACUAAAUCCUAAUCAUUGUAUUCAUAGCCCAAAAGUAAUUUUGACUAAACAAGAAGAGAAAAUUCUUAAUCAGUGGAUUUUAGAUGAGGCAAAACAUGGAAGACCGCGCAAAAAUAAAGAAAUUCUUCGACAUGCUCUUUACAUUCUUAGACUUCGACUAGGAAAUAAAGCAAUAAUGCCAUCUCAUUCUUGGUUGAAACGUUUUAAAAAACGACAAAAUUCGGAAAAUCAACGAACACUUAGAAAAUUCAAGGAUGCUAAGUAAAUGAUUGAAGAUGAAAUAAAAUUUUAAGAUAUCUAGGUAAGUAUUAUUGUGAAAAACAUUUCAAUUGUUCGAAUGUGGGGGAUGCAUGAAUUUCUGAAAUUUUCUGAAUCAUUUUUGUAGAUAUUUCAUUUUCAAGUCCUGAUAAAAAAAAAUGUCACAAAGUUUACAUUCUGCAGUGAGCA